AUGGCUGGGGAGGCAAGGAAUACACAAUGUGCAAGUUCUAUUGAUCAGCAGCAUAAAUGGAGAAAAUCGAUGUCCACUGGAGCAUCUUCUUCAUCAGGGGUCCGUAGAAUUGGGUCAUCUAUCAUAUUCUCACUAUAUGGCAAUGUUUAUCCCAAUGGGUUUUAUUUUGUGCAAGUUUUCGUAGGACAUCCUCCAAGACCAUACUUUCUUGAUCCCGAUACAGGCAGUGAUCUAACAUGGCUUCAAUGUGAUGCGCCUUGUGUGCGUUGCACGAAGGGGUUUCAUCCGCUUUACCGGCCCAGCAAUGACCUUGUAGUAUGUAGAGAUCCCCUUUGUGCAUCUUUGCACUCGAGCGAUUAUAGAUGUGACAACCCAGAACAAUGUGAUUACGAGGUCGAGUAUGCAGAUGGAGGUUCCUCCCUUGGUGUACUUGUCAACGAUUUGUUUACCCUCAAUCUUACCAGUGGAGUUCGAAUUUUUCCUCGUCUGACUCUCGGAUGUGGGUAUGAUCAGCUACCUGGUAUAUCUGAUCAUCCCUUAGACGGAGUACUUGGUCUUGGCAAAGGAAAAUCCAGCAUUGUUUCUCAACUUCAUGAUCAGGGAGUGGUCAAAAAUGUUGUCGGCCAAUGUUUAAGUGGCCAAGGAGGGUACCUUUUCCUUGGAGAAGAUGUUUAUGAUUCUUCACGCAUAACAUGGACACCAAUGUCGCGUGAUUACACCAAACACUACACAGCUGAAAAUGCAGAAUUUGUUUUCGAUGGGAAAAGUACUGGGAUUAAGAAUCUUAAUGUGAUCUUCGACAGUGGGAGCUCUUAUACAUACUUUAAUUCUCAGAUUUACCAUUCUCUAAUUUCUUUGACAAAAAAAGGAUUAAGUGGGAAGCUGAGAGAAGCAACUGAUGACCGUACUCUUCCGUUCUGCUGGAAAGGAAAGAAACCUUUUGAAAAUAUACACGAUGUCAAGAAAUACUUCAAGCCUCUAGCAUUGAGAUUUCCCAAUGGCAGGAAAGCCAAACCCCAGUUUGAAAUUUCCCCUGAAGCAUAUCUUAUUAUAUCAUCAAAGGGCAAUGCUUGUUUGGGAAUUCUGAAUGGCACUGACAUAGGGUUGAAUAAUUUGAACAUGAUUGGGGAUAUUUCAAUGCAACAUAAAAUGAUAAUUUAUGACAAUGAGAAGCAAGCAAUAGGUUGGACUGCCGCAAAUUGUGAUCAGCCUCCGAGGUCAAAUCGUGCAAUCUUGUAA
Molecule: messenger RNA, 1239 nt
Organism: Fraxinus pennsylvanica
Lineage: Eukaryota; Viridiplantae; Streptophyta; Magnoliopsida; Lamiales; Oleaceae
Source: the annotation of a GenBank genome assembly